UGAAAGCAACCCCUCCGCUGAGACUUCAGAGGAGGAAAUAAGACAACCACCUGGGUUUUUUUUUUUGUUUUUUUGUUUGUUUGUUUUUUUACAGUGUGUCGUUUAUUGCUUUUAGCUUUACAUUGAUUUUCCUGCAUUAACUUUUAAUUCGGAAACUGAAGUUUGCUUAAAUUCUUGAUUUGCCAAAUGACCUCCCAGGUGCUCUGGGUUGCGAUUGCUCUAUCCAGCAUCUUAUUUGUGACCUCCUUUGAGGCUUUCAAGUGUCCGCAAAUCUGCCAUUGUACGGCCUCAAGCUUCCAGUGCAGCAAUGACACUCAAAAGGAUUCGGAGAGUUACACCACAUCGAUAGUUAUCAAACAUUUGGAUCUUCAAGAGAUUCCAACCCAUGCCUUCAAACAACUGAUCAACAUAAAAGUAAUUCAAAUCUACUACAGCACUGCGACCCAGAUCCAGACACAUGCAUUCCUUUCCAUCCAUGGCUUGAGAGAAAUCACUAUUAAACAUAUGAAAAACCUGAGGACAAUUGAAAAGGGUGCAUUCACUGACCUUCCCAAUCUGACUCUUUUGUGCAUCUUUGGCACAGGGCUGAUGCACUUUCCAGACUUGUCCACUAUAUCCUCCUUGGAAUUCCCAUUUAGACUAAAAAUACAAGCAAACAUGGCUGUAAAAAACAUCCCUGCCAAUUCAUUUAAUGGUAUGACGAAGAAGCGCAGUGACAUAAGCCUGAUGGGAAGCAGUUUCAAGGAAAUCAACCCACAUGCUUUCAAUGGAACCUUCAUCGGAACACUAGAUUUAAGUCACAACAAACAUCUGCGCAACCUUCCAGACGAUGCCUUCGAAGGAGCUGUUGGUCCGCUUUAUUUGGAUGUAUCGUCCACAGCUUUGACCUCUCUUCCUCGUAAAGGCUUGGAGAGGGUAAAGCGCCUGAGAGCCAAAUCUGCUUUUGCCCUUAAGCGCCUUCCUCCACUAGAUAGCCUGGUUGAGCUUGGAGAGGCAGAGCUUACCUAUGAGAGCCAGUGCUGCGCUUUCCACAUGUGGCACAGCAAACACAGACAACAGGCACUCAAGAAUCCGCAAUCAGUUUGUGAAUUGCUCUACACAAAUGCUGGUGGAGCCACUGAGCUUUACAAGAACUUUCCAGAACUGGAGCACAUUUGUCCCAGUAAUGAUGGCAUCCAGUGCACACCAAAGCCAGAUGAUUUUAACCCUUGCGAAGAUUUACUGGGUCCCAUCUUGGGCAACAUGACAUGGAUAAUAGCCUUUUUUACAAUUGUUGCCAACCUCACUGUGUUGGUUAUCCUGCUUUUUACAAGUCGCAAGUUAACCAUCUCCCGAUUUCUGAUAUGUAACCUUGCCCUGGCGGACCUGUGCAUGGGGUUUUACCUGAUGCUGAUUGCUCGCAUGGACUACCACUCUCGCCAUGAGUACUACAACCACGCCACCGAAUGGCAGACGGGACCAGGAUGCGAUAUGUCGGGCUUCCUGACAAUGUUCUCAAGUGAGCUAUCCGUUUACACACUCACCGUCAUCAGCUUUGAACGCUGGUACACCAUCAUCAAUGCUAUAGAUCUAAACAAGAGACUCAGCAUGCACCAUGUGGUGGCCAUCAUGGUUGUUGGUUGGGUCUUUUCCCUGCUGGUUGCCCUGCUUCCUCUAGUGGGAGUCAGCAGCUAUGGCAAAGUGAGCAUCUGCCUCCCAAUGGAUAUUGACACGCAGGCUUCUCAGGCAUACGUGAUGAUCGUGCUCUCGCUUAAUGUUGCAGCAUUUCUGGGGGUGUGUUUCUGCUACGUGUGCAUGUACCAGAGUGUCCGCAAGCCAUUACCUGCCAAUCACUACAAUGAUGCAAAGCUCGCCAAGCGCAUGGCGGUGCUCAUUUUCACAGACUUCCUUUGCAUAGCUCCAAUCUCUUUCUUCGCAAUCUCCGCGACACUUCACAUGCCCCUCAUCACAGUGUCUCACUCCAAGAUCCUCCUCACCAUUUUUUAUCCCAUCAACUCUCUCUGCAACCCUUUCCUGUACACCAUCUUCACUCGUGGCUUUAGGAAAGAAGUGCGCUUUCUGCUCCGACAUUGGGGAAGUCCUGUCAGGGCAUUUAUAGGUAAAUGCCUACAGCUCCAUUCCUACCUGAUUCCAAACAACGCUCAGCACGAAACCACGCUUUAGCUUUGAACUCAAUGCCUGUCAUUAACAACAACAGACAUCCAAUUAAUUGAAACUGGAAAGACUGGCUGUGUCUGCUCAUCUUUCAGUGCCAUUGACAGCGCUAGAUGUCCUAUUCAUUUUCAAUGGGGCAAAAAAAAAAAAAAAAAUGCUACAUUGCUCGGGUAGGUCGAAAUCCAGCGUAGGGCUACUGCACCUUAAAACAUGUUUUGUUUUCUCAUUGAGAUAACUGUUGUUGUGAUUUGGUCUAAACAAAUAAAAGUUUAUUUCAUUUUAUUUGACUUAGAAACACAUCCAUAACUGAACAGUAUGGACAUGUAGGUGACAAUGUUUUUUUUUAGGUAACCUAUUGUGGUUCCUCGGUUUUAUUAUUAUGAAUAUAGUUAUUCUUUGUUCCACAGCCCCUUUGAGCUCAAUUUGGCCCCCAUAGAAUGCUUCAAAAUGCACCAAAAUCGGCAGGCAGGUCAAGACAGGUGCAAUCUUUGUUAUCGUGUAGACAAAUUCCAAAUACACUAUGUAGCGCCCCCUAGCAGUCAUUAUUUGUCCUGCCGACGCUUUGAGCACUAUUUCGACCCCCUCAGAAUGCUUCAAAACUCACCAAACUCAACAGCCAGGUGAACACUGGUGAAAACUUUGAUAAAAUGUAAAAAAAAAAAAAAAAAAUUUUUUUUUUUUUUUAAAUGUGUAAAUGUGUGUAGCGCCCUCUAGGAACAAAACCAACAUUUCACUUUUAUUUUUUUUUAAGGUGAUAGAGGAGGUAACCAAUGUUCCCUCUAAUUUUUUAUGUGUCUGAGCAAACACACCUGCUCUCUGAGCACACUGCGGCCCACGGUGAGCAACAUCAGAUGUGUACCGUAUUUUUGGGAAUAUAAAUCGCACCAGCCAAAAAAUGCGCAAUUAAAAGGUAAAAACAUAUAUGUUGCACCAGCGUAUAAGUCACAUUUUUGGGGGAAAUUUAUUUGGUAGAAUCCACGACCAAGAACAGACAUGUCAUUUUGAAAGGCAAUUUAGAAUAAAAAUACAAUAGAGAACAACAGGCUGAAUAAGUGUACGGUAUGCUAACAUUACAUGACUCAUGAACAACGAACUGAGAACAUGCCUUGUAUGUAAAUGUAACAUAGCUAUUUAGAGUUAUUCAGAUAACUAUAGCAUAAAGAACAUGCUAACUAGCAACAAUGAUAUAAUAAUGUGUGAAUAAGUUCACAUACAGUAUAAGUCGCUCCAGAGUAUAAGACGCACCAUCUGCCAAACUAUGAAAAAAAACUGCGAUUUAUAGUCUGUAAAAUACGGUACAUGGCGGCCACACACCAGUAUCACGCCUUUUCACGGCUAUUAGCAUUUCUACUGCCCGUAAAUUGUCUAGUAUUCAGAGCAUUUAAUGAUUAAUAUCUAUAAAUAAAAUAUCUUUAUAAAUGUCACUAGAAUACACACCAAUCUGACUUAAAUUGUACCUUAUUUUUCAUAUCUUAAUAUAUAGGACUAGCAUUUGGUGUACUGAUAUGUCAGUGCUCUCAUCUACUAUCUGUGUAUGCCAGGGUGCAUUUUUAACACUGCACAUAGUCUCGUUCUCCACCAUCUCAUUUAUUGAGUUUACAAAUUCAAAGGCAUAGUUUUUACUUGGCCAGCUUUCUGGUAUACUCACAUACUUUGCCAUGUGAUUGCGGAUUUGUUGAACUGACACCACUGACGCAUUCAUUUCAAUGGCUAGUAAAAUAUCGUCAAUGAGAACUUCAACUUGCUCUGGGUCAGAUUUUGUUUUGUGGGACAGCUCGUUUCUCUUCUGUCGGUCUUUUUGCAUUCUCCCGCAAUACUAAUGUACCAAUCGCCUGUCCCAUCUUGAGUCUUUGUAACUUUCAACAGCUUUCAAAUGACUUUUCUGCUGAAUAUGACACUUGAGGUAGUCCAACUUCCAUUCAGUCCGCAUUUUUCCCUCUGAAAACUCACUUGGUACUUUGGCUUCGUGGCAAAUAUCACACAGUUUCACUGCUUGUUUGUCUAUUUGCACAUGCUCCGACAGCCACUCCAUCUUAUGUGAACCGCAUUUCUUUUUUACUUUGGCUUGGUGAGUGGAUGUGUCGCUGGCCGUUCAUUUCGCCAUGUUAAGGGGUUGGCCUUUGCGUCUCUCAACUCCGCUGCUCUUACGCACUGUUGAUAGCUUGCUAACCUACACCGCGCGUGUAGGCUGCAAUACACAAGCAAUGUCAAUGCUAUGAUUGGCUGCGUAGCGGAAAUGAAUCUUAUCGUAUCAUUUGAUGGACACCUGUCACUCACCGAGUUACAACGCAUUUAAUACGUUUCUGUAGAUUUUUUUUUUUGUGUCCAGCAUAGAAUUUCUUGUGCGCAGAGUAGGUGCCAGCAGUGCGCGAUUGCGCACGCGUGCAGCUUCGAGGGAACAUUGGAGGUAACAACGCAAAACUUAAAACUUAGAACACAUCAGUAAUAUAUGAAUGGGAUACCAUACGCGGUACCCAGACUGCCGUUAGUACUACAUCCAGCGUUGGUAAACAGCCGCCAUUUUAAAGCAGUCGACUUCUCAGAAAGGCUCAGUUGUAGUGAACCUUCCUGGCUAACCUAAGUAACUUUUUAUCUAAAAUACUCCUGAAUCGGCAAAAUCUUGAAUUGAUCUUUAAAAGAUGAAACAGUUUUAAAACUUUCACAUGUCGAAAGUAGACAGAAGGGAACUAAUGCAAAAAUGGGAGCAAUUUUAACAACUGUAACGGUUAAUUUGCGCCAUCGUACCAACAGCAGGCGUGGUUUUGACGGGCGUAGUUUGGAUGAGGCAUCGUUUGUAGUGUGGGUGAGGCUGCAGUCAGACUUUUCUCACACACCACACUUUGUCAAUGUCACUACCCAAUCGUAAAUGGCUACAGGAUCACGACAGAAUGCUGCUGUGCAUGCGCGAACUGACACCAUUUUCUCUCGCAGGAUGAUGCGAGAUAUAUUCAUGUGAUAGAUUAAACAAUAAAUAUAAAUUUUUCUUUGGUGUUUGUGGGAUAAUGGUCUCUGAAGGGUUUACUUGGGAUGAAGGGAGAUAAAGACUAAACUGCACUUAAAUUAUUGACAUUAAAUUUAUGUAUUGAUUGUAAGGGUGCAUGGGCGCUGCAUAUUCUUGUUCACUAGAUGGCAGUAUGCACCUGAAAGUUGCUUGCAAUCCGCUAUUAAUCAAGAUUGUCGUCCUCCAGCCUCACCCCAAUUAAACCUGUCAUAGACCAUUCACGCUGUUAAAAACUUUUAACGUCAGACUUUGCCAUAACAUACAUUUUCAAGAUAUCUAUAGCUUAACUAGCCUCUUUAGUUAGUCUUUGAUAAGAUAUAUGUAAGAAAGUGUUAUUGUAAAAAUGAACGAGGGCUUCAGAGUCCGAUAUUUGCAUAUGUGAGUAUACAGUAGUGAUGGGUCUAGUGAUACUAAUGCGCCGGCGCGCGCGCCGAGCUCAUGGAGCAACCCCUGCGUCGGUGCGCGUAUCGCUACAAGAAAAUCACGUGACCGAUGCAUGAACUCAUUGAACUGUGUCGACACAGUCAUGACGCGGCAAACUGGUUCAAAAGGAAGCGCGUCUGUCAAUGCGAUGGAGUUGCUGAAACAAUCCACAUCUCACGGUUACUUCCUCGUUGUCUACCUGCUGUGGAAAUGGACGUAAGACAGGGAAAACGCACUUGUCAUCAUUCACUCAAAAUACAAUUAAUUUUAAGGUAAAGCUUAGUUUAUUAGUGUGACGGGUGCACGCGGGUCCGUCGGUUGCCGUCCCUUGUCUUUACCCUACGCAACAGCGUUUGAUCCGCUAGCAUAGUGGUCAGAGCAUACGCCAUUCUUCCCCGACACAUCGUGCGUGCGGGUUCGAAUCCUGGUCAGAACGCGAUUAUCGGGUCGUUACGUGAUCCCAAAAAGUUUUGAUUUUACUAUCAAAAGUUAUUUUUUUGCAGGUGAAAUGUCGCAUUUGUACUUUGUAUAUGACUAACCUGUCAUAUAAAAACAGUUGCCACCUCCUCAAUGCUGAAGCAUUACUGGCCAAGCAUGAGAUUGAAGUUUCUGAUAAUCCCCAAAUAAACACAGGUAUAGAACCAUUCCUUUACUUUCACACAGUCACUUUUUUGGUAAUUUAUUAGAAAUCUGUAAUUAAGCUAUAAUUUAUUUUUUUGUCCACUUCAAUUUCUUUCUGAUGGGCUAUGGUAGCACUUAGAUGACAAAGUGGGGAGUCAAGGAGGCAGUGCAACUGUAGAUGAAAUUGCAAAAGUGCAACGAUGCAUGGCUGAGCCGAACAUGGCACGCAAUGCCGAUUUUCUUCGAUACUGGAGGAGCCAAUGGAUAUCUUAUCCAAACCUCUUUCAACUGGAAAUUCUUGUGCAUGCUGGCAUUGUUGGUUCCAUGCGAGUGUGUUGUCCACAGCAGGCUUGUUAAAAAAAAAAACAACAACAACUAAAUUUAGAGAAAAAAAAACUGUUUUUGAAUAAAAUUUUAUCAGAACAAAAAGUCCACAGGCAUUCCUUAUUCACCCAUUCAUUAUUACUUACAUUUUCACAUUAUAAUAUAUGUUCACAUAAUGUAAAGAUAUGGACUAAUGCAAUAUGAAUGCAAAGACUUAAAUGAUUUGAUUUUACAUGCUAUGUCAUCAAUUCAGUGUCAGUCUGUCAAAUGGGUUGCCUGUAGGGAUUUUUUAUGUCCAGCAGGUGUCAGUAUUCAAUGACACAGUAUCCACACUGUGUCAACACAAUGUGUCACUGUGUCGACACGCUUCAUGAGGUUUCACGGACCCAUCACUAGUAUACAGUAGUUUAUGUUCUACACAUGUACAUUGAAAAGGUUUUAACUUUUUAGGGCAUUAUGUUUACUUCUAUUGAUGGCAUAAUAAUUGUAUGUUUUAAAAAAAGUAACCACCCCCCCCUUCCAAAAAA
This is a messenger RNA of Corythoichthys intestinalis (scribbled pipefish), 7050 nucleotides long. Its product is annotated as lutropin-choriogonadotropic hormone receptor-like. The transcript has 11 exons. Gene Ontology annotation, cellular component: plasma membrane. NCBI's taxonomy places the organism in Eukaryota, Metazoa, Chordata, Actinopteri, Syngnathiformes, Syngnathidae. The record is from RefSeq and is a predicted model, not a curated record. Gene Ontology annotation, biological process: luteinizing hormone signaling pathway; activation of adenylate cyclase activity; ovarian follicle development. Gene Ontology annotation, molecular function: thyroid-stimulating hormone receptor activity; luteinizing hormone receptor activity; G protein-coupled peptide receptor activity. Bases 187 to 2163 code for a protein of 658 amino acids.